CCUAAUGAUAGAGGUCAUGGCAAGAUAUGUUGUGCCAGUUGUUAAACUUCGCUUCGUUUAUGUUGUUGGGGUCUUUUUUGGCGAACGAAUUACAGCUAGCUAACGUUAUCUUUGGGCUGCUUUGAAGCGAAAAUUAGCUAGCUUCAUGGCAUUUUAUUGUGCCGUCCGUUUGCAGAACAGCAUCAUCAGAUAGUUAAUGUUAACAACAGGCUAGCUUGUGAGCAGACAUGAGUCCUGCUGCUGGAUCGUGGCGGAGUAAUGCAGCGACUCUCCCGGUCGCUUCGGACUCCCCCGGUGCACCUUUCUCGUUAACGGCUGAUCUUCUGCGCCUUUUCAGCUAUGUAAAAUACGAAAAUUUAGCUGCCGGACUGAGCGGAGGAGUCAUAUCAACAAUGGUGCUUCAUCCUCUGGAUCUUGUCAAAAUUAGAUUUGCAGUGAGUGAUGGGUUGGCGCUGAGGCCCAAGUACGAUGGAAUGCUGCACUGCAUGAAAAGCAUCUGGCAAUUCGAGGGGAUCAGGGGGCUUUACCAAGGAGUGACCCCAAAUAUCUGGGGAACAGGAACUUCCUGGGGGUUCUACUUCUUCUUCUACAAUGCGAUCAAGGCAUUCAAUCAAGAAGGUCGCCAGUCUGAACUGAGCGCUGCAGAUCACCUGGUGUCUGCAGCACAGGCAGGGGUGCUGACUCUUUGCCUGACAAACCCAGUCUGGGUGACCAAGACUCGUCUGGUCCUGCAGUAUAAUGCUGACCCAUCCAGGAAGCAGUAUAAAGGGAUGCUGGAUGCCCUGUGGAAGAUAUAUCGCCACGAAGGGAUUCCAGGACUGUACAGGGGCUUUUUGCCUGGUCUCAUAGGCACUUCCCAUGGUGCAUUGCAGUUCAUGGUAUACGAGGAGCUAAAGAGAGACUAUAACAAGUAUAAGAAGAUGCCGUCAGAAGCACAGUUGACUCCGUCUGAAUACAUUGGAAUGGCAGCAGUAUCCAAAAUAUUUGCUGUGGCCACAACAUACCCCUACCAGGUAGUCCGUGCCCGCCUGCAGGACCAGCACAAUACCUACAACGGGAUUCUGGAUGUACUCAGGAGAACGUGGAGGAACGAGGGGGCGGUUGGAUUUUACAAAGGGAUGGUGCCCAAUCUGAUCCGAGUCACCCCAGCUUGCUGCAUCACUUUUGUGGUCUAUGAGAACGUGUCACGCUUUUUGCUUGGGCAAAACAUAUGAGACAUGCAAUGAGUCUGCCAAAACGCCCAAAAGUGGAAAGAAAAAAAAGACUCCAUGUGAAAACGCAACCCAGCAGGCCAACAAGACUCGUGUAUGGGCUAUGGGGCCAACAAACUUUCCAGAGACCCAAGAGCCUCACAAGUCUUCAAUAACAAAAGAUUACAGCAAAAGAUUUCCAUUUGGCUGGAUCGAAAGAAAUUCAGUUGGCACUGACGUUUGUCAGUGAAGGAGCCACUGUGAAUGUGACGGUUACAUCCCAGAUGAUGGCCAAAUAUUUGGACAGAGUUUCUAGCUACGUCCUGAAGACUUUUUGUUAUAUGCUUCUGGAACAAUCGGGAUACCAUAGUAUUUAAUGUUAAAAACUGUACUUUACUGCCAAUUGUAUUCUGUCACCUUAAAUAAUGCAUAUUAUGUCAGACAUGAAAGUAUUAAAAGUCACCCUGGGUUGUUUAAAUAGAAAUUAAGGGAAAUGCUGGUUUAGGAAACCAAAGCACUUUUUAGUCAGUGUUUGUAAAGGAUUCUGUUGCAUUACACAAAAUAUUUCUUGGAUUUUAAAUUCAAGUAUCAAUUUAAAAAUGGUUAGAAAAAAGUUGCCAUUGAACAAAAGAUGUUAUUUAAUCUGUGAGGAAAGUCCUUGCUGUUUGUAAAAUUACAUUGGUGUAUUAUUGUGUGAAAAUAUUUUUUGAGCCAUUUGUUCCGUCCUUUCAUUUCAGAGUAUUAUAUCAUACUGUUCAGCUGUUUAGUGUGACGUUUAGGUCAGAAGACUUCAUAGAUUCCACACCUGCACUAGGUAAUUCUUGCUUAUCUUAUUCAAUGAAUAACACUUUACCUAAAACUCAGCGAUUCUCAAUGUAAACACUAUUGUGUACCUCUACUCCACACAAAUGUACAGUUUCUGUAAAUUCUGGUGCUAUAUAGGGGUGUUCAACGGGUCAUGUCUUUGACUGUCAUUUGUUUUCGUGUAAAGGCAACAAGCCAUAUUCAUUCUUGCCAAAUGCAGGGCACACCCUCUAGAAGUGAUGAUAUAAUAAAUAACUUUAUAUCCUGAACAGUAA
Messenger RNA from Conger conger (European conger), 2269 nucleotides. RefSeq names its product solute carrier family 25 member 32-like. The coding region runs from base 228 to 1214 and encodes 328 amino acids. Lineage: Eukaryota; Metazoa; Chordata; Actinopteri; Anguilliformes; Congridae. Gene Ontology annotation, molecular function: folic acid transmembrane transporter activity; FAD transmembrane transporter activity. Gene Ontology annotation, biological process: folate import into mitochondrion; nucleotide transport. Gene Ontology annotation, cellular component: mitochondrion. The record is from RefSeq and is a predicted model, not a curated record. The transcript is spliced from 7 exons.